Chaetomium strumarium is the source of this 1233-nucleotide messenger RNA. RefSeq lists its product as uncharacterized. The coding region runs from base 1 to 1233 and encodes 410 amino acids. NCBI's taxonomy places the organism in Eukaryota, Fungi, Ascomycota, Sordariomycetes, Sordariales, Chaetomiaceae. The record is from RefSeq and is a predicted model, not a curated record. The transcript is spliced from 4 exons.
AUGCAUCAGUGGACUAUUACACCCAUGCCGGAGUACCUCUACUCCAACUCCACCAGCCAGUCGAACGACCUCCAUCAAUCGCCUUACGCUCCUCCGCAGCCCGACAUCACCAGGCGGGACCAGCCUGUAGAUUAUCGGGCUUAUCCCACACAGCCAUCGCAGGCGACGUCGCAGCCCCAGCACCCUCAUCAGCAGCAGCACCCUCAACAUGCGCAACACCAUGCGGCCCCGCCUGUGCAGCAGCAGCAGCCCAUGGCUCACAGCCAGCAGGGCCAGGCUCCACCGCCCCAGCAGCAGGUCCCGGCUCCGGUACCCCCGGCUAGCGGGAGACGGAAACGCCCGGCUCCCGGUGCGCAUCCGCCGUCCCAAGCUCCACAGCACGCGCAACACCCUCCCCAGCAUCAGCCCCAGCAUGCUCCCGCUCCCGCUUCUGCCCAGCAUGCUCCGCAACACCCUCCACACCAUGCCUCCCACCCACCUCAACAUACUCCUCAGCACCCACCCCAGCAUGCUUCCCAACAUCUCCAGGGUCCCACGGCUGCUCAGCAGCAGCAACAGCAACCGACCCAGCAAGCCGCCCAGCCUGGUUCGACUACAUCACACCAAGUAACGCAGUCCCCUGCCCAGCAACCUCAUCAACAACAGCCCCAGCAGCAGCCCCAGCAGCAUCAUCACCAGCAGCCCCAGCAGCCGCACCACUCUCAACUCCCGCAACAUGCGCAACAUCCGCAGCAGCAACAGCAGCAGGCGGCAGCUCAAGUUCCCGCUCCUUCACCGGCUCAAUCUGCUGCUGCCCCGACACAGCAGGCUCCUGUCGAGGACGGUAGCUCUACCCCGACCCAACCUCCCGCAAAGAAGAGCCGGACAAAUACUCCCUGGACUCCCGCGGAAGAGCUUCGGUUGAAGCAGAUGCGUGACGCCGGCAACAGCUGGGCUGAGAUCGCCAAGACCUUCCCGACCCGCACCGAGGGCAGCGUCAAGAAGCAUUGGUAUAAGGACAUGCAUUAUGCUGAAUUUGCUGAAGAUGAGGCACGUCCGAUCUGGCUUCGUCCGUAUUGUUUUUCAGGGGCUAACACCGCCUUCCAGAAAGCGGCGCUGUUUUCAGCAAUCAAGGAGUACGAGAACAACAAGUGGAAGACCAUCGGGCAAAAGGUCGGCAAGCCAGCCAAGGCCUGCGAGCAGUUUGCGAAGGAGCAUUUCCCUGAUCUGUUCCCGCCGGCGAAGACCAGAUAG